This is a messenger RNA of Symbiodinium necroappetens, 4209 nucleotides long. Lineage: Eukaryota; Dinophyceae; Suessiales; Symbiodiniaceae. The record is from the annotation of a GenBank genome assembly.
AUGCGCAUGUCGAUUGAACAUCUCGACAGGCCAUGUGCGCUGUACGCACUGUACGAGGGCCACAGAGGUCGGCCCAGCUCAGGAACCGCAAACGCUUGCGCGGAGUUCUGCGUGAAGCACCUGCAUCAGAAGCUGCUUCCAAAGCUCUCGGCUUUCCGCGGAUUCUGGGAGGACACGCGUCUCCAGGUAGCCAUGCGAGAAAGCUUCGAGGAGCUGGAUGCCGAGUUCAUAGAGAAGAACCCGGGCGUUCCAGAUGGAUGUUGUGCGGCGGUGGCCUUGGUUUCGGGACAUCGCGUAGUCAUCAGCACAUUGGGUGAUGUUGCGGCUGUGGUGUGCAUGCGAAAUGGAGAAGCACUGGAGUUUCUCAAGCCGCAUGUCGCACCUGGCGUCGAUGAGGAUGAUGACGAAGAUGACGAGCCUCCAGACGCAGCGCCGUCACAAGGAGAGGGUCCAGCAAUACAGUGGACAAGAUCGCUGGGAGAUGCCGACUUCAAGAAGCAGAAUGGUUCUCCGCAACUAUCGUCAACACCAGAAACGAAGGUCUUGCAUCUAGAGUCUCCGCAUUUGGGCCUUGCAUUCGUGUGCCGAGCUCUCUAUAACGCCAUCGGCAAGAGUACUGCCGUGUCUACGGUGUCGAAGCGUUGCGCGCCCCGCGCGAGAAUGGCUGCGGGAGCUCUGGUCGAUGCCGCGGUGCAGUGGCUGGGGCAAGUUGGGGACCUUGGCCUCGGGUCCAUCGUCGUCUUCUUUGACAGGAUAGAAGAUGGGCCUGCCCACAAGCGGGCCAAAAAAGAGGACCCCAGCCAGGUGCGCCUGAGACAUAUCCUGCUCAAACAUCGAGAAUGCAAGAGCACCAUAGACAAGGUGCGAAACAAGCAGGUCAAGCGCUCGCGAGGAGAAGCCGAGCGAUUGCUGCGAGCAGUGUUGGAAGAAUGCCAAAACGAUCCUGGCAUGAAGAUUUUCACGCAGCGCUGCAAGGAGCUGUCCGAGUGCCAGAGCUGCCUGAAGGCCGGGGAGCUGGUGGGCGACCUGAGUUGGGUCAAGCCCGGCAAGUACGGCCAAGCAUUUGACGAUAUCGCAUUUUCCUUGUCUGUGGGUCAGCUGAGCGACCUCGUUGACACGGAUCAAGGGGUUCACAUCAUUCUGCGCACCGAUCGGCAUGAAGAAGGCGCACGCACCGUGAAGGCACUCGAGCUGCAGGCAAAGGCCCCAGCCUUCCUGCGCUCCCGAGCACUGCAAGCGGGACUCGGUGAGAGCGCUAUCUGGUGGACAUCCUCUCCGUACUCCGCUCAAUCGCAGAAUGCAGGCGGAUGUGAAGCCACCUUGCUUAUGUUCCUGGGCUCAAUGAAAGCCUUGCUUCAGAGUUCGGCUAUGGGAAGCACCAAGGCAAGCAUGGGCCGGCCAGGCCGCUUCGCCAUGUGCCGCCAGGUACCACUUGUUGCCUUGGUUGGCACUCUGGCCGCAUACUGCUGCUGGAGCCAGGAGAGCGGCUUCGUUGGAACUCAGGGCCCUCACCGUCCAGCAGGCAGCACUGCGAUUGUCGACAACCUGCCGCGAGGCUUGACGUGUCGGCGUGGCAUAUCGCAAAUCACUCCGAAUCGCUACGGACGUGACAGCCCAGAAUACGAUCCAGCUGAGCCUGCCAUCAUGCUGCCCUACGGCUCCGACAAACGGGCAGAAUGGAGACCUAUUCCACAGUGGAGAGGGGAGAAGACCUUCCAUCCGUGCAAAAAGCUGCAGGAUGACCAGUACCGUCAGUGGUAUCAUUUCGAUGCCGAAGGAAAGACCUUGGGUCACUUGGCAAAGGCUGUGGCUGCCACUCUGGAAGGCACAGACAGCCCUCUGUAUGAUCCCAUCCGGGACGUCGGAGCUUACGCCAUCGUCACCAACUGCGAGCGAGCGCUGGAUGACGCCGUCGCAGACCCGUCCCUCUGGCAUUGGGCAACUAUGACCGCAGACGAGACUUGCGGAGCUGUUUGUCGCAUCAACGCUGGAAUGCGAGAUCGUGGACGCUGGUGGGAGGCAGUGGAACAAGCUGCCGAUCAGGUCUGCUGGGGCUGUGACUUGGAGCCAUGGCCAAACGAAAGAGCUUUUGGCCACCAAAUCUGGGCUGCAGUGCAUGAUGGCGGCCUUCCGAUCAGGCGCGUUGCCCAAUUCACUAAUUUGUGGAGUGUUCCCUGCCCUCGGGGGAUUCAACAUCGCCACCGCGGAACUCGAUGUCUUGUUGGCCAUUUUGUCUAUGGCAUCAUGUGCUUCUUCAAGUUCAUGGGGGAGACGGGACAAGAGAACGUGGCCCUCACCAGCCUGGAGAGUGUGAUGGAUCUAGCGUUCAUCGUCCAGCAGGCGCCAUGCCGUAGCCAGUGGGCCUUCCCCGUGGAGGAGGUUGCGGAGAACUACGAACGAAUCCUAACGCAAGUGUGGCAUCGACACCUGCCCGUUCCAGAACGAUGGCUCAGAGCCUCUGGUCCCUUGAGCUGCUGGCGUCCGAGGGUUCGAGAGCCUCAAGAGACAACCGAAAGGAGUCUUGCCAAUCUCGCUCGAAUUCAAUGUCUGGUGUUGACCAUGUACCCGCAGGAGAUUGAGAGAAUGGCCAUGGUAGUUGAGACGUAUGCAAAAUAUUGUGAUUCUUUGCAAUUCAUAGUUGCAGGGAGUGGCCCAUCGCACUUCAGAGGAUAUCAGGUUGUCAAUCUGAGGGAGUUCUUCGACGUUGUAGCAGAUCCGGCACCGACGGAGCAUAAAGAACCCAACACAAUUGAAAAGACCUUCAUGGCACUUAACUUUGCAGGGCUGUACCUUCGACAGCUGCCGGAAGAGAGCAAACCGCACGUCAUUUGCCGCCUCGACUCCGACACGUUGUUCCUUCCGCCGAACAUACGCCGCAUUCUUGCUUGCAGAAACUUCUCAUUUGCGCAUGCUUGGGCGAUUGGCUUCGACAAUUACGCUCACAAGCAUCAGCAACCUGGUCGAGUUUUUCACAAUGGUGGCACUGGAGUGUGUUUGUCAAGAUCUGCUGUGGAGGUGCUUUCUGAAGAGAUCUCCGCGGGAAAGUUGUUACGAAGCUCGUCCCCUGGCGACUGGAACACUGGCCACUGCGUGACUGCCCCGGGACACUGGGAUGAUGUUGUGUUGAGUGCCUGCCUGGCAAAGUUGGGUGUGGCGUUCUCGCGUUGGGGCACAGACUGCCAAGGCCGAAGCCUCUUUUGGCCGGAUGCGCUGCAGUAUGCUUUUCCUGGUCCGGAGCAGAUUCGGCCUCGAAGGCUCCCUCCCAAGGGCUCUUUCUUCCAACCUCCGAGUACGAGUAGUGGAGGGAAGCUCCCCGGGACGAAUCGAGAGCCAGAGAUCUCAAACUACCACUUCUGGCUCUACAGAGUGUGGCAGCAUCUAGCUUGCUCACCGCUCAUAUGGCUUGGUGAUUUCCCAGUCAGCUUUCACCCCUAUCGCAAUCGAACUCUGGGCAGGAGGGACUUCCGAUACUUCCAGAAGAAGGUGCAGCUCCAGGGCUACAUGAUGCAGCUUUGGGAUGGAGACGUCAUCAACGGAUGUAUCCGUGUGUCUGGCAAGAAGUACCACUACAAGCUGUAUCUCCGGAACGUUGGCAAUCGGCCUGGCAACAUGAAGGUCGAGCGGUUCAAGGACCUGUUGAAACGAUUCCCCGAGCGAAUCAUCAUGCGAGCUGUAUGGGGCAUGAUGAAGAAAACACCUGCGAACAGGCGAAUUUUCAAGGAGCGGCUUAAGCUUUUUGCCGGGCCCAACCACCUCUACUACAACAAGGAUCCCGUGGAGUAUCCCAUGCACAAGAUCAAGGACUGCACGCACACCGCCAACCUGCGGUACCGCGAUCGCACGAUGCAGUACCUGAAGAACCAGAAGCCAAGGGACGAAGUGGUGCUCCAGUACAAGCAAGCCAGAGUUGAUAGGACCAGGUUGAAGCAGUAUCGCACCUUCUUGUCGAAGCAGCUCUCAAGACUCGGAGAAGAGGCCGCGAAGGACAUGGACAUGGAAGAGUUUGUGGCGAAGGCUACGGAGAACGAGUACGACCGCGUCUGGGAAGAGACGGAGGGUGAUGAGCCUAAGAAGAAGAAGGAGAACCUGUUUUACGAAACCUGGCUGCCAAAGCAGAAGUACUCCGACAAUCGGAAUCGGCGAAAAGGAGUUACACAUAUUCCUCCUGUUCAAGUGUGGAAAGAGCCCAAGAUGGAGGAAGGAAAGUGA